Molecule: messenger RNA, 2343 nt
Organism: Lactuca sativa (garden lettuce)
Lineage: Eukaryota; Viridiplantae; Streptophyta; Magnoliopsida; Asterales; Asteraceae
Molecular function (GO): chromatin binding
Source: RefSeq, a predicted model, not a curated record
AAACCCUAACUUUCUCUCUCUCCCUAUUUAUUUGCUUAUAAAUACCCGUUUUAAAUCCUUCAGAUCUCUUCUGGGCGUUACCGCUUUUGAAAUUUAUAAAAAAGUUUGGGUUGGGAAAAGGGACCCCAAUUUCAAUUUCAAUUUCAAUUUCAUUUCAAAUUUCAAAGAGAAAGGUUUAUUUAAUCCAUAUCAAAAGUUUCCAAGCUUGUAUGUGUACAGAUUGAAACCCGGGUUCGUUUGGAAGAUUUAAGAUGGAGAGAUCUUCUGCGUUUGUGAACUGGGAAGAAGUUUUUUCGACAAAUCAUAGAGGAAGAAGGGAGGUACGAUAUUAUUUGAAACGCCGGGAUGGGACUUCCGAUUUGGCAGUUGUCGGCAAAGAGAAGAAAUUAGCCUCCAAAACGAAGACGUCUUCGUCUUCUCUCUAUCGGUAUCGAUACGCAAUUCGUGACAAAUCGUUAUUUCCGUCGUAUGAUAUACCUUUUGAAAAUUCUCCCAAGCUCAGAUCCCGGCGACAGGUUAUUGAUUGGUUGAGCUCUCUUGUUACAGAUGGCUCUUUUUCAUAUCCACCAAAACCCAUAGAUGUUGUUCUUGGAGCAGGAGAUACCUUGAGGUUGAAAUUAGAAAACUUUCAGGAUCUUCAUCUGCAUAAAAAAAUCCAUCAAACUACAGAGCUUCUAUGGGUCGGAUCUUGGACAUGCAAGAAAAAGAGGAAACACUAUGAAGCUUACACACGAAGUGGUGUUAAAAUCUCAGUUCAUGAUUUUGUGUAUGUAUUAGCUGAAGAAAACAAACGACUUGUUGCAUAUUUAGAAGAUUUAUAUGAAGAUUCAAGAGGAAACAAGGUGGCUGUAGUUCGAUGGUUUCACAAAGUAGAUGAAGUUGUUCUUGAUUCACCUCACACUACUUAUAAUAAUCACAAAGAGAUUUUCUUUUCACUUUGUAUUCAAGAUCUCAGCAUCGAAUGCAUAGAUGGAAUUGCAUCUGUCCUCAGCCCUCAACACUAUGAAAAUUUCCUCAAACUCAAUGCUCUGAAUUUGAAUUUAUUAUACCCAAAGUUGGAUCCAUUUGUAUGCCAAAAUCAGUUUGAAGAUGAAGGAAUCAAGCCCUUUGACAUAACAAAAGUCAAAGGGUAUUGGAACCAAAACAUACAUAAACUCAUGUCUUUGAUUCAUAACAAUCAUGUUCAUCCCAAAAAGUCGAGAAGUAGUGAUGCUGACGUGGCAGUUGAUGUGGAUGGGAUCAGACCUAAAAAGAGACUUAGGAGAUUAAUGGAAACAGAAUAUGAGUACAAAAUAGGGUCUGAAGUAGAAGUGUUAUCUCAAGAUAGUGGGAUUAGAGGUGUUUGGUUUAAAGGUGUAGUUAUCAAGAAACACAAUGAGAAGAUUAAAGUGAAGUAUCAAGAUAUAAAGGAUGCAGGGGAUGAGUCUAAAAAUCUUGAGGAAUGGAUUUUGUCAUCAAGAGUUGGUGUUGAUGAUGAAUUUGGGAUGAGAUUGAGUGGAAGAAUGACAAUUAGGCCCUCAAGAUUGUUGAAAAAGAGUGAUGUUUUGGUGGAUGUUGAUGUUGGUUGUGUGGUGGAUGCGUGGUGGAAUGAUGGGUGGUGGGAAGGGAUUGUGGUUGAUAAAGAAUUGGAGGGUAAAAAUGGAAAUGGAAAUAGAAUCCAUGUUUAUUUUCCAUGGGAGAAGAAAAGAUUGAUUUUUGGGUGUAAUGAUUUGAGAUAUUCUAAAGAAUGGUUUAAAGGGGAGUGGAAAGAAUUGAAGAACAGAUUCGAUCUUGUUGGUUUGAUUUCUUGUGAUUCUGAAACUAAAUCACAUGAUAAAAAUGUGUUAUUAUCAUCCAAUAUGGUUGUUGUUGUUGAUGAUGAUGAUGAUAAAGGGCAAAUUGGGGAAUAUGUAAUUGGUGAUUUGAAGUGGAAUUGGUCAAGAAAGAAGAGACAAAAGAGGAAAGCAUGUGAGAGAUUCCAAGUUGAGAGUUUGAUGACAUUGAAAAAAAGAAGAAAGGAUAAUACUGAUUGUAAAUUCAUAUGUGAUUCUUCUCUUUUUUGUCAUUCAGUUGCUUCUUCCACCCCUUUAAUCAUGUCCAGGUGAAACAAAAUUACGUUUUUGCCCUUGUGAUAUGUUGUACAUUUGUGUCGCUUUUUGGAAUCGUAGUUUUUAGGAGUAGGAUUUUGUUGUUAAAAAAAGGUAAGUAUCUUGAUGAGUUAGUUAGAAUUUAACGUAGUGAGAGCUAAUUUUAAUUUUCUCUUGAGGGUUUUGUGUUGUAGCAAGAAUCAAUCCCUGUUUUUUGUAUCAUGUAUAAGUUGUUUUUUUUUGUUUUGUUGUAAAAUAAAGGCUCUUUUUUGAUGCA